This is a messenger RNA of Dioszegia hungarica, 5859 nucleotides long. RefSeq names its product nuclear protein 96-domain-containing protein. Gene Ontology annotation, biological process: post-transcriptional tethering of RNA polymerase II gene DNA at nuclear periphery; RNA export from nucleus; protein import into nucleus. Gene Ontology annotation, molecular function: structural constituent of nuclear pore. The transcript has 11 exons. Lineage: Eukaryota; Fungi; Basidiomycota; Tremellomycetes; Tremellales; Bulleribasidiaceae. Gene Ontology annotation, cellular component: nuclear pore cytoplasmic filaments; nuclear pore. The record is from RefSeq and is a predicted model, not a curated record. The coding region runs from base 1 to 5859 and encodes 1952 amino acids.
AUGUUCGGCGGCUCCUGGGGACAACAGAACCAGCAGCAGCAGCAACCUCAGCAGCAGCAGUUUGGCUUCGGUGGACAACAGCAGCAGCAGCCUAAUACUGGGUUCGGACAGCCUCAGGCGACCGGCUUUGGGCAGCAAGCCCAGCAGAACACGGGCGGCGGAUUGUUUGGCGGUGGCGGCCAGAGUACUUUUGGAGCACCUGCUCAAAACACUGCCAAUUCCAACUUCACCUUUGGCGGUAACAAUCAGGCGCAACAGACAAAUGCUUUCGGUGGCGCGAGACCUGGAUUCGGUGCGACAGGGGGUUCUACUUUCGGUCAGCCAGCAACGACAGAUACGGGCGGAGGUCUUUUCGGCGGUGCAAAUGCCACACCUGCAUUCGGCGGGGCCAACAAUAGCACCUUCGGCAAGCCCGCCACCUCGACCUUUGGCGGUGACCAAAACACCGGCGGCGGCAUGUUUGGCGCGCCGGCGCAGAACGCUUUCGGCGGAGCUGGAAUGAACAACAACAACAACCAAGAAUGGAACCCAAAUGCGGUCCACGAUUUCGAGCUCGUCGUUGGAAUGGAGCCUCCUUCUACCGGUACCGCUCAGCCGCUGUAUCAGCCCACAUGGCACAAGGAUCCACCUAAUCCCGGCCAGCCUGGGCGCCCACCUCCCCCUCCCACUCCCGCUUCCAACCUACCCCACUUGUACAACUCGAUCACCGCGAUGAGAGCGUACCGCGGGGCCAGCUUCGACGAGCUUCGUUUCAUGGAUUACGAGCAGAACAGGAAGGAGGCGGGCGCGAGUGCUCAGCAGCAGCCUGCUGCGGGUGGGUUCGGGCAGCCAGCGGCGGGUGGAUUCGGUCAGCCGCAGCAGCAGCAACAGGGAGGUUUUGGGCAGCCGCAAGCGAGCACCGGGCUCUUUGGCGCCAAGCCGGCCGGAGGGAUGUUUGGAGCUGCAGCACCUGCUGCGACCGGAUUCGGCGGCGCCUCGACCGGCGGAGGAUUAUUCGGCCAACCAGCCGCCAACACCAAUACCGGUGGUAUCUUUGGUCAAUCACAGCAGAAUGCUCAGCCGGCCGGCGGACUCUUUGGGGCCCCCGCUCAGCCUCAGCAACCCGCUGGCGGUCUCUUCGGUCAACAACCCCAGCAACAGCAGCAGCAACCAGGCGGGCUGUUUAGCAACCCCAACCCUUUCGGCCAGCAGCAACAACAGCAGGCGCAGCCUGCCGCGGGCGGAUUCAGCUUUGGCGGGGCCAACGCGACCAAGCCGGCGUUUGGGGCGGCACCUGCGGCAGGAGGGUUCGGUCAGACCAAUACUGCCUCGACGGGCUUCGGUCAGCCGGCUCAGCCCAGUACGGGAUUCUCGUUUGGAGGCGCUCAGCCUCAACAGCAGCAACAGCAGCCAGCGGCGGGAGGAGGAUUGUUUGGAGGCGGGGGUGGAUUCGGGGCAAAUGCUACUCAGCCGGCUGCGGGCGGUCUCUUUGGCCAGAACAACCAACAGCAACAGCAACCUGCCCAAAGCGGAGGAUUGUUUGGGGCUGCUGCCAAGCCAGCGACGGGCGGUCUUUUCGGAGCUGCUGCUGCCGCGACAGGUUCUACCGGCUUCAGUUUCGGCGGUCAGAACAAUCAGCAACAGCAACAGCCCGCCGCAAAUACCGGCAUGUUCGGCGCACCCGCCGCGGCCAAUACUGGCGGUCUCUUUGGCCAGCAAAACCAGCAGCAGCAGCCCCAAGCACCUGCAGCUGGCGGUGGUCUAUUUGGCGGCGCAUCGACAACGGGCGGUGGUCUCUUUGGUGCCAAGCCCGCGACUACCGGUGGUCUGGGUGGCGGGCUGUUCGGCGCUCAGCCCGCCCAACCCGCUGCGCAGCCAGGAGGUCUUUUCGGCGGAGGUCAAUCGGGUGGACUAUUCGGCGCAGCCAACAACAACACCCUCGGUCAACCCCAGCAGCAAAACAACGGGCUCAACAAGCCUGCUACUGGUGGCCUGUUCGGAGGCGGCGGCGGAGGCAUGUUUGGACAGCCGCAGCAGCAACAGCAGCAGCCUGGCGCGACGGGCGGGAUGUUUGGGCAGCAAUCCACCACCGGCGGUGGAUUGUUCGGGAGCACCAACCAGGCCCCGGCGCAGAACAAUGGGCUCGGCGGCAGUCUCUUCGGCGGCGGACUCGGCGGACUCGGUCAAUCCCAGAACCAGCAGCAGGGGCAACAACAGCCCACGCUUACCGCUUCGAUCGACCAAAACCCUUAUGGCAACAACCCGCUCUUUGCCUACUCUGGUCAAACCCUCGACCUGGGUUCGUCGAGCAAGAAACCGGCACUCCCUCCACUCACAUCAUCGACCUUCCGCCUCACCCCUACGCGCAAGAACCAAGUCAACAAACUGCGCGGAUUCGCCAGUCCCGCUCCUUCCCCUCGGGGCCUCUCGCCCUUGAACGGCCUCACCACGCCUGGACGCUCCGUCAUGGGUACACCGGUCGCUGCGGACCGCUACAAGGGACUUUCAGAUACCGUACUCCCGCCGAACGCGUUUGUGCCCCGGCCGAGCAUCAAGCGGCUGACGGUGACGCCCAAGAGCGGGUCAUACGGGAGCGAAGACCAUCUCGAGUCUGUGUUGGGCAAGUCGGCACUUCGGUCGUCCGGCUCGACGCCCGCUCCCACCGGCCGGGCGGCCGCACCGUCACCCGCGGCUCAAUCGCCCGCAACGCUUCUUUUCAACCCUCCGGCCGCUUCGUCCAGCAACGGUUCUACUGCCCGUCCGGCCGAAACCCCCUCGCAGCGCGACUCCACCUCUCGUAGCGCCGUCGUCGACCGUCAGCCCAAACAAGGCGACUACUGGUGUCGUCCCAAGCUCGAGAAGCUCAAGCAGCUCUCGGACCGGGACCUACGGGACAUGCACAACUUUACGGCCGGUCGGAAAGGACACGGCGAAGUCACCUUCCUCGAGCCCGUAGACCUUACGGAUGUCGACCUCGACACGUUCCUCGGUACCGUCAUUGUCUUUGGCGAAAUGGAACUCAUCGUCUACCCCGACGACAUGGCCGAGACCAAGCCUGAGCGCGGCGAUGGCCUGAAUGUGCCUGCGCAGGUGACGCUCGAGAAUUGCUGGAGCAAGGACAAGGCGACCAAGGCGAAUAUCACGGAUCCCAAUGAUCCGCGAUAUGGUCGAUUCAUCAAGCGUCUCAAGUGCAUUCCGGAUACGGAAUUCAUCAGCUUCUCGGACGGGCUGUGGAGCUUCAAGGUGCAGCAUUUCUCGAGGUACGGGUUGGGGGGCGAGUCGGAUGAUGAGGACGAGGAAGACGAGCCUCGGGCGGCGCAUGGCAAGGAGAGGGAGGCGAGGCGGGAUCGAGAUGGGUCGUCGAGGACUGCAAGUCGGACUCCUUCGACUAACGAGAGCGACGAGGAGCCCCUUCCUACCAAGAGCCGGCAUGAUCGGGGAGAUUCUGGAUCGGAGCAUGAUUCGGGGUUUGAGGAAGGAGAAGGCAGCGAUCGGUCGGAUGAUGAAAGGACUACCCAGAGUGGGAGCGGAAGCAGUGAGGCCUCGGAUGAGCCGGAGCUGGGCACGAUCCAUGAGGACGGAGCAGAGUGGGAGCGGCCUAUCCAGAAAAGGCUGGGAAUGGAGGGGAUGAAGAAGCUCAAGGAGAUGCAGGCUGGCUUCUUUGCGCCGAUGUUGAGUCGGGCGAUGGAGGCUGGCGCUGGCGCUGGUGUGUCCGGAAGGGUUGUGCCGCAGAAGAGAAGGGCGGAGGUGGAGUCGGCGCAGGUGCAGGAUUUUAGGAAUGCCGGGGAGGGUGGACACGCGCUUGAUGAUCGGGCUGUCAAGCGUGCCUCUUUCGGCGAGAAUCUGCGCCCUAAAAAGUUGCGCCAGCCGAGGGUGUACAGUAAAGUACCGCUGGAGCAGAGUGUGGGGAAGGGAAACGAGGGUGUGAGGGUCGAUGCGGGGUUGGCGUGGGGCCGGGCGGGAGGUGCUGUUUGGGGGUUUAGAGGGGAGAUGGUUCAUCUGGGGAAGAUCUGUGGGCCCAAGGCGGACUUCGCGUCCGACUCGAAAGCUACGAUAUCGGUCGAAAAGGUCAAUCUGCUCGCCGAGUCUGAUCAGACCGAGGCUGCUCGAGCCGACCGCCUACUCCGGCUCCACCUCGCUCGGUCGGAAAUCGCCCUCGUCGAUGGCGUACCUACCGCCGCUAUUGAUUCUACCAUCCGUUUCUCCGACUUUGCCAAGCUUUUUGAUGCUGGUGAUCGAUCGCACGAAGCCAACGUCUUCCGGCUUGGUGUCGCCCUCUUUGACGAGAUCGACCUUCGGCUCCCUAUCGACGCAUCGGACGACCUCGCCUCCCGGGCCAUGGAGGUACGGCGCAAGCUUGCCCUUUCCCGGUGGCUCCAGGACGCCGUCGCGCCCGCGGUCGACGCCGAGCUCGUCAAGUCGGAUAGCCAGCCGGCCAAGCUCUUCUCCUUGCUCUCGGGAAACCAGGUCGAGCGGGCCGUCCAAUCUGCCAUCGAGGGAAACGACAUGCGGCUCGCUACCCUGUUCGCGCAGAUCGGGAGCGGUGAUGCUUUCCGCGGGGAAAUGCAGCGACAGCUGGACGACUGGAAAAAGUACAAGGCCAGCCCGCUCAUCUCGCCCGAGUAUCGCCGACUCUACGCCCUUCUCGCUGGCGUCACGGAUGUCCUUCCCGGCGAUACCUCCCGCGGCGUCGAUGGCUGUGCGGACGUCGUCAUCUCCAAAGAUCUCGACUGGAAGCGCGCAUUCGGCGUCCAAAUGUGGUUCGGAAAUCACUUUGAGGAUCCCAUUUCUACCAUCCUCGACUCGUUCUCUAACGCCCUCACCUCGCCCCAUCCCCCCGCUACGCCACUCCCACCAUACCUCGAGAAACCCUCCCCUCUUGAGCGAUCAUGGACCAUGUCAUCCCAACCUACCGAUAUCCUCUUCGGCCUCAUUCGGCUCUACUCGGACCCUGCCCUCUCCCUGGACCAGGUCCUCCGGAGUCGAGACGCCUCGGCGAGCCCGUUCGACAUGCGGAUCAUCUGGCACCUCUACAUCCUGCUCUCGCAGGUCCUGGGCAAGCGGGACUGGGAGGAUCGGGAUACGGUCGAGGGGUACUCGGCCCAGGCGGAUCGGGUGACGGUGGGGUAUGCGGCGCAGCUGGAGGGGCAGGGGGACUGGCUAGGGGCGGCAUUUGUGCUUAUGCACCUUGAGACUAGUGAAGGGCGGGAAAGUGCCCUCCGAGCCCUCCUACACCGACAUCCCGAACCGACACCGACUGAGCGCCAAAAACUCGUCGAGACCCUCCAAAUUCCCAAAGAAUGGCUGCACGAGUCCAAGGCUGCUCUCCUCGCGUCAGCCGGCGACGCUUAUGGGGAGUUCCACGAGUGUCUGAAGGCUGGACUGGGCGAUCGGGCGCAUCGCGUCUUGGUGUCCAAGCUCUUGCCGGAGGUCAUACUGCGGGAUGAUUUAGUGUUGGUCAAGCGAUUGUGCGCGGAAGUAGAGGGGAGGGCAGAAGGGUGGGAGUAUGGCGCAAAGUUAUUCCAGGACUACGCAAAUGUCUGCGAAGAGGUUCCCCGACUCCUCACAUCGGUACUUCGCGAGAGAUCCUCUUCCUCUUCUCCUGACCGACUACGACUCGCCGAGCUCGCACGCACAGUCCCGAGGCUGAUACAGCUCCUACCCGCGGUUUUCCCAGAUCGGGGGAACGUACAGCAGGUCGCAGGUCUGGGGGACAUGUUGUCGAAUCUGCAUCAUUUGGCGGGGAGUCUAUAUGCUGCCGGAUAUAUCGCAAGACCUGCUGUGUCGUCAUCUAUGGUCGAUGUGGACCGGCUACAUUUACUUCAGGCGGCUUCGCUGGAUUCUUUCACCAAGAGUCUGGGCGCGUGUAUGGCGGCGUGA